AUGGUCAGCUCGACGAUUAUUGCCUCCUAUUUGAAGUGUUUAUCAAAGCAUGAAACUUCAAAUUUAUCAAGAUAUUACGUUAAAUUACCGGACAAUAAUAAUAGGCCGAUGACUUUUGCUUUUCUGGAUUAUCCGAAACAUUUGGAAGAUUUGAAUAUGAAAAAUUUACAUUUAUCGGUCGAGAAUUGGAUUGAGAAAACUCAGACAAGUAAAUUGUCAAUAAUUGUCUGUCAUAGACACACAAAAUUGAUAAUUCGUACAAUAUGUAGGAUGAUCUUGGUUAAAAGUAAAAAAUUUAAAUCUAUUAAAUUGGAUUGGAAUUAUCCGAGAAGAAAAUCUAGAGAAAAAUUAAAGUUUCUACACUGCAAAAAUUCGGCAAUUUUCCUAUCACAAUUAAAAGAAUUAUCGAUCAGUUACGUUCCAAAAAAGGGUGACUUGUUAAUGGAUCUGGCAAAACAUUCGACUAAUCUACGAAGACUAGAAUUGAUCGAUAACACAUUUAAUACAUCUAAUCGUAAUGGGUCGAUUAGUGAAUUAAUUAAAAAACAAAAAAAUCUGGAAUAUUUAAAAAUCUUUUCGUAUGGUACAUCACUAACGGACCAAAUUUCUGCAUUAAAAUGUUCAUUCAAAACUUUAAAAAGUUUUGAAUUAAUUUAUGCAAAAUUCACCACAAUCACCUCGGAAUUCAAUCAUUUGUCAAAAUGUAGUAAUUUGGAAAUAUUGAUCUUGGAUCAUUGUGAAUUUUCGGACGAGGGAAUUAUACAACCUCUAAGAAACCUUUCCAAAUUAACAAAACUGCAUAUAAAAAAUUCUUUCCGAGGCCUAUUUGAAAUAUUUAUGGAUUUAUUAAAUUCAAAUUCCAAAACAUUAAAAGAUAUUUACUAUGUCGACGAUCAGAUAAGAAGAGACAUAUUCAUCGACGAACGAUUGUAUAAAACGUUAUGUUCAAAAUACAAAAAUACUCUAAAUCGCAUUUCACUUCCUUAUAAACACGAUUCCGACACGAAAAGAUUGUUAAUUAAUUUUUUAAAUAAUAAUUCUGAAAAUCUAAUCAGCUUGAAAUUGUUCGGAUCAUACAAGUAUACUCGAGAGUUUAGUGAUUUUAUGCCACAGCUAUUCAAUAUUUUGCCACCAAGAUUGCGAAAUAUUAGCUUAGAUAUGGAAUGGGGGAAAAGAGAUGCUGUUAUUCUUGAAUCAACAAUUAAAUUUUCAAGAAUUUGUUCGUGA
Entrophospora sp. SA101 is the source of this 1227-nucleotide messenger RNA. The record is from the annotation of a GenBank genome assembly. Lineage: Eukaryota; Fungi; Glomeromycota; Glomeromycetes; Entrophosporales; Entrophosporaceae.